This is a messenger RNA of Aspergillus neoniger CBS 115656, 763 nucleotides long. RefSeq names its product putative cytosolic Cu/Zn superoxide dismutase. Gene Ontology annotation, molecular function: metal ion binding. Gene Ontology annotation, biological process: superoxide metabolic process. The coding region runs from base 78 to 626 and encodes 182 amino acids. Lineage: Eukaryota; Fungi; Ascomycota; Eurotiomycetes; Eurotiales; Aspergillaceae. The record is from RefSeq and is a predicted model, not a curated record. The transcript has 3 exons.
GCCGAAUUCGUCCAUUGUUGACCGCGAUCGUCGUUCUUUCUUCAUUCAGAAAGCCAAACUUGCUCGCGAAAACAAAGAUGCUAUUCAGAUCCGCCCUCCUCGCAACCGCUUUGUGCCUCUCCGCCACGGCUGCGGCGAACACCAAUGCCCCCGUCGUCACUGACAACGAUGAUGUGACCUACUACGCGCAGCUACAGCCCAAGGAUAACACCACUGUCCGCGGGUCUGUGACCAUUUUGCCUAAGCCUAGCGGCGUGGGUGUCCUUGUUUCGGCGCACUUCUGGGGAAUCCCCGAUAAUGAACAGCAGUUGGUCUACCACAUCCAUCAAAAGCCAGUCCCUAAGGACGGAAACUGCUACAGCACCGGCGCCCAUCUGGACCCUUACGGCCGCGGCGAUGCUACGCCCUGCGACAUCAACGCUCCCCAGACCUGCCAAGUCGGCGACCUCAGCGGCAAGCAUGGACCGAUCUGGGCACCCGACAACGAGGAAUUUACUACCACGUACACUGACUGGUUCCUCUCUAAUGUGGAGGGAGAGCCUGCUUUCUUUGGAAACCUCUCAUUGGUCGUGCAUGCGGCGGAUAACUCGCGCCUGGCGUGUGGAAACUUUGUGCAGCUGAAGUAAGACUGGAUUGAUGAACAAUUUCUGCUUGGGACUUUAAUGUAUUGUUGGGCUGGUGUUGUAAUUGGGUUAGGUUUGGAUUUAAUACUUAACUAUCGGCAUGGUACGUCCUUGCCUAUGUGAGACUCUGCACACAGCCC